Molecule: messenger RNA, 1504 nt
Organism: Phodopus roborovskii (desert hamster)
Lineage: Eukaryota; Metazoa; Chordata; Mammalia; Rodentia; Cricetidae
Gene: Rgs20
Product: regulator of G protein signaling 20
Exons: 6
Coding region: 171-1316 (381 amino acids)
Source: RefSeq, a predicted model, not a curated record
UACUGAUCCACAUGAAGGAUCAGCCUUUUGCUUUGCUCAGUGUAAAUUUGCAGAAGCUCCAUAGCCUACUCAGACAUGGCCCAGCAUUAGCCAACAGAAGAACAGAGAGGAUCCACUGGUGUUGGUAAAACUAGAUGACAAGAUCCCCAUGAAGCACUUGUUGGGAAAAUAUGCCCAGCCUUUCCCAAGAAAACCAAGAGAUCCCCGAGGAGCAUCUUCCCAGGCAGGCUACAUGGACACCAUUGCUGCCUCUGUCCAGAGCAGAGGGGGAUUAUAAUCUCAGUAUUCAUCAAGCCACAGAAAAUAGAGGAGACUAUCAGGCUGUGACUGCUGUCAAGCUCCCAGACUCUCCCGCGGUCCGGACGACGCUCCACCACCUUUCUACCCCGCUCGUCAGCUUCAGGCGAUUCUUCUCGGAUCUUCUGCGGUGUCCCCAUCCUGCUGCUCGCCCGCCACGCUGGGACUUCUCCUCUCAGCUUCCUGCCUGGCCCGCCUCCUGGCUCUCUCCAGUGUCGCUUCGCCUCCAGCUCCUACUCGCGGCCUCAAUGGCACUGCCAGGCCAACCUCCUAGGGGUCGUCGUCUGAAACUGACAAGUCCAAACACAGAGUCCAGAGAAGAGGACCCCUGCUCUGGGAGGAUUUCGCCGGAGUCCCCUGUGGGAUCCGAGAGGACUGAGAUGCGUGUACAGCAGAUGUGCAGCGGAAGCGGAAGCGAGACCCAGGGUUCCAUCCCCAGCCAGCCCGGCACGGGUGACCGCGGUUCCAAUGCCUGCUGCUUUUGCUGGUGCUGCUGCUGCAGCUGCUCAUGUCUCACGGUCAGAAACCAGGAAGACCAGAGACCCAGGAGAGCCUCCCAUGAGCUCAGAACAGACAUCCCAGCAUGUGAAGAAAGCCCUACCCCCACUCUGGAAGAAGUCUGUGCCUGGGCCCAGUCAUUUGACAACCUGAUGGUCACUCCAGCUGGAAGGAACGCAUUCCGGGAAUUCCUUCGGACAGAAUUCAGUGAAGAAAACAUGCUUUUCUGGAUGGCCUGUGAAGAGUUGAAAAGGGAAGCUAAUAAAAGCACUAUUGAGGAAAAAGCCAAGAUAAUAUAUGAAGACUACAUUUCUAUUCUCUCUCCUAAAGAGGUCAGCUUGGACUCCCGAGUGCGGGAAGGCAUCAACAGAAACAUGGUGGAUCCAUCCCAGCACAUCUUCGAUGAUGCUCAGCUUCAGAUUUACACCCUGAUGCACAGAGACUCCUAUCCCCGCUUCAUGAACUCCACAGUCUACAAGGACUUGCUGACGUCCUUAACUGAGAAAGCAGUUGAAGCAUAGGUGGCUUUGAAUAUAUUUAUUGUUACUAAAUCCAGAAAAUAACUCAUGGACUGCAUCCAGCACAGGGAAUCUAGAGGUAGGAUGUUCUCUGCUAGAGUGAUUCUCGGACUAUUGUAGCGACAAAUUCUUCCUCCGCAGAGAGCUACACAGUGUAACUGCAGCCUCCUGUAGUAAUACUUGUCAGAAAA